AUGAAAAUAUUUUUUGCACUAUGCGUUACAACGCUUUUUCUGUGCACCGUCAAGAGCCACCACAGUUGGUGGCAAUCUAUGUCACUAUAUCAAAUUUACCCCAGAAGCUUCAUGGAUAGUGACGGCGAUGGAAAUGGUGAUCUAAGAGGCAUCAUUAAUAAAUUGGAUUAUUUAGCAGACUUAAAAGUCGAUGCUUUUUGGUUAACCCCUAUAUACAAGAGUCCGAUGGUGGACAAUGGAUACGAUGCAUCUAAUUUCACCGGAAUUAAUUACAUGUUUGGAACCAUGCAAGACUUUGAGAACCUCGUUAAGAGAGCUCAUGAUUAUUCAAUGAAAGUUCUCAUGGACUGUAUACCUACUUACAGCUCUGACCAACACGAAUGGUUUCAAAAAAGCGUUGCUGGUGUUGAACCUUACACUGAUUAUUAUGUGUGGAAAGAAGGGCAAAAAGAUGACGGAACUAUGCAACCACCUAAUAACUGGAGAAGUGUAUUUAAUGGAUCAGCGUGGACUUGGAAUGAUAAAAGACAAGCUUUCUACUUACACCAGUUCACCCCUUCACAGCCUGAUUUGAAUUACAGAAAUAAGGACCUUGUUGAGGAGAUGAAGAUGCAAAAACAUCUAUUGAAAUUAUUCCUUGAACUUCUCACAUGUGGCAUAUUACGUGGAUCACGUAGUUCACGACCUCCAUCGAAAUUUAGAGAUCCAGAAAGGUCUCCAAUGCAAUGGAAUAACUCAACUUCAGCCGGAUUUUCUACUUAUAUAAAGACAUGGCGUCCUGUAAACCCAAAUUACAAAACUCUUAAUCUGGCGUUUGCUAAAGUUUCUGAUGACUCAUAUUACAAUUACUACAAAGCUCUGGCUUCUCUAAGGAAUAUGCAUGCUGUGCGAUCUGGUAACUUACAGGUGAAAGUGCUAGAGAACGACGUAUUAGCAUUCUCAAGGAAUAAAAAGAAGAAAAAAUCUGUUUACGUUCUUAUCAACUUUAGCGAACAAAAUAAGACUGUUAGUUUGAUGGAAUUUGAGAAUACUGAUCCAGAACUUGCCUUUUAUAGAGCUUCUCCUGGGCUAGGUUUGACGUCAGGGAGCCUCAUGAAUUCAAACGAAAUCAACAUUCCGCCCACUGCCACUAUGGUCUUCGUUGAUUCCUAG
Messenger RNA from Belonocnema kinseyi, 1152 nucleotides. RefSeq names its product alpha-glucosidase-like. Lineage: Eukaryota; Metazoa; Arthropoda; Insecta; Hymenoptera; Cynipidae. The transcript is spliced from 8 exons. The record is from RefSeq and is a predicted model, not a curated record. Gene Ontology annotation, biological process: carbohydrate metabolic process. The coding region runs from base 1 to 1152 and encodes 383 amino acids.